AUGAACAGUACAUCUCCAAAUCUAAACAAUUCAGGCGACUUGGUUUCUGUGGAACACCCAAAAUCCCACAAGCAAAACCUAUGUCGUUUUUGCAAACUAUUUCAAGAACAUUACCCACCUGGUUUUCUUAGAAAGAUAGUGGCGGAGGCAAUAGCAACGUAUCUAUUGGUGUUUGUGACGUGUGGUGCGGCUGCACUUAGUGCAAGCGAUGAACAAAAAGUAUCGCAACUAGGUGCCUCUGUGGCUGGUGGGCUUAUAGUCACCGCCAUGAUCUAUGCCGUUGGACAUAUCUCUGGUGCACACAUGAACCCUGCUGUCACUCUAGCUUUCGCCGCCAUCAGGCAUUUCCCAUGGAAUCAGGUUCCUCUCUAUGCUGCAGCCCAACUAACAGGAGCCAUUUCGGCCUCAUUUACCCUGCGCAAAUUACUUCACCCAAUAAAAAAUUUAGGCACCACUUCACCUUCUGGAACGGAGUUACAAGCUCUGAUCAUGGAGAUUGUGGUAACUUUCUCAAUGAUGUUCAUUGCUUCAGCAGUGGCAACUGACACCAAAGCUGUAGGGGAGCUGGCAGGUAUGGCAGUAGGUUCAGCCGUAUGCAUAACCUCCAUCUUGGCCGGACCUAUAUCAGGAGGAUCGAUGAACCCAGCAAGGACCAUAGGCCCUGCUCUAGCCAGUUCAUACUACAAGGGAAUUUGGGUAUACCUGGUCGGAACAGUAUCAGGCACACUACUUGGUGCAUUGUCAUACAAUUUUAUUCGGGGAACGGACAAGCCAAUCAAUGCAAUUUCACCAAGUCUAUUGUCAUUCAAACAUCCACAAAUGACGAGUGAUGAUGAGCAAAUUGUGGAUAAAGAUCCUCUCAAUUCACUGUAACUAUUGCACCACUUCAACGAAAUGACAGAAAAACCCAGCAAAUCAAGAUGGCCUUCAUUGCUUUACACAGCUUACGUACAUGUACAUAAAGGUUUACAGAUAAAACUCGCG
Molecule: messenger RNA, 984 nt
Organism: Ilex paraguariensis (yerba mate)
Lineage: Eukaryota; Viridiplantae; Streptophyta; Magnoliopsida; Aquifoliales; Aquifoliaceae
Source: the annotation of a GenBank genome assembly